Messenger RNA from Naegleria fowleri, 921 nucleotides. RefSeq lists its product as uncharacterized. The record is from RefSeq and is a predicted model, not a curated record. The coding region runs from base 1 to 921 and encodes 306 amino acids. NCBI's taxonomy places the organism in Eukaryota, Heterolobosea, Eutetramitea, Acrasida, Naegleriidae. The transcript has a single exon.
AUGAAGAGACUGCUUUCCUCGCCUACCUUCAUCACAACCACCACCACCAACAACAACAAGUUCGGAAAUGUUUGGGCAAAAUAUGGUUUGCCAUUAUUGAUCACAACAAACUCAUUACGAAAUAGCGAUAAACAAAAUAUUAGAGAGUUUUCGGGUUGUACAAUCUCAAUGAAAAAAAAGGGACAUGGUGGAGCAGUGGUUAAAUCUAAGAAAAAGCGAAUACAGCAAAGCUUCUUUGUGGACGGAGAUGAUGACUUUGUUCUGUUUGAAUCCUCUUCACAUUAUGAUGGUGAUAUUGGAGAUGAAAGUGCAUUCUUUCAUCCCAUGAUGGGCAUGGCUCCAGAUUUAUUUGACCAAGCAUUCCAAUAUGACAGAGAGCACCAAAAUCAUGACAGUGUCGCGAUUAAUUGGCAUGAGGAAAAAGAUCAUCAUGAAUUGGUUAUUACAUGUCCUGGACUUACAAAAAAGAGUGCAAAGGCAACGUUUGAUAAAUCAGAUAACAGUAUUGUGAUAAAAGGAAAAUUAAAGCCGAUCGCAAGUCAUAUCGAGAGUGUAACCUUUCACAGAAGAGUUUCACUACCAGAUAAUGUAAAUUUUAAUGAAAAGCCAUAUAUUACAGACAUUAAUGUUGAAAGGUCGGAGUAUAGUGACCAUGAAGGAAUUUGUGUAAUCAUUGCAAAAACUGGAUUUGAGUCAGCUCGUUCUCACGAGAGUACCUCUGAAAGUGACAACUCUAUAGAUGAUGAAAUCAACGACAUGUUCGAAAGCUCACAACACUUCUCUGAAGAGUCGGAAGAUUUACCACAUUCUCAUGUCAAGGCUAAACCAAAGAAAAAGUCUAAAAAGUCAUCCAAGUCAUCGAAAAAGACAUUCGAUGAAGAUUUUGUUAUUGACGCUCAAUUUAUUGAGAAAUGUGCAUAA